AUGGCUACUUAUUCUCUAAAUACUACAGACAGGAUUGCUGUGCUAGAGAAGGAGUUGUUCCAGCUCAGGAAAAGGAACAAAGUUUUCAACGGAAUCAAGUUACCCACGUUGAAGAAACCGAUACAGGGAGUUCUGAAGAUUCUCGUCUGCGAGCCCGAUGAGACCACUUCAAGGGUCGCUCCUGUAGCACCAGUCACUCGUGCAGUGGCUCCGAGUUCUUUGUCCCAGUCGACAUCGCCCUCGCCACCGCCUUCGCAGCCGGCAGCCUUGAACGAACAUCCUUUCGCAGCAGCCAGAGACACCACUUACACUCCGCCCAACCUUCAAAACUUCGGUGCGGCUCCGAAAGCAAACCCCAAUAAGGGGAAGGAACCGUCCUACCAAAUGCUCACUCCGGCCUACCAACCCGAGAUGAUCGAGAAAGUGUUCGAACGAUCGAUGAAGAGCCCCUUUGUAACAUUGUCACCGAAGGAAUUACUUUCUAUCUUGCCCGACUUACGAUCAAAAUACCAUGACCUGGAGGUUCCUGACGAGUCGGUCUCGAAGAUUGACGUACAUUUGCUCACCUGUCAUGGAGAUCCGCUAAGUCCCAACGCCACUAUUCUACCCAAUCCCUAUGAGAGCUAUCUAAAGUGUCGUCCAAACGAGGUGCUUGGAGCUAAUCUCACAGUUGCAAACGAAUCGAAUACCAUCCAUUGCAUCAAAGCAUUAAUCAACAACCAGCAGUGCAUCGAGUGCAUUAUCGAUCCCGGUUCGCAGAUCAUCGCUAUGUCGCAGGAGAUAUGCCAUGCGCUCGGACUAGCCUAUGACCCGUUGAUUAAGCUAAACAUGCAAUCGGCGAACGGGACUAUGGACCAGUCCCUCGGGUUGAUUCAUAAUCUUCCCAUGCAGGUUGGGAAUCUAACAUUGUAUCUCCAAGCUCACGUUAUUCGCAACGCAGCCUACGACAUUCUCCUCGGAUGA
This is a messenger RNA of Fibroporia radiculosa, 963 nucleotides long. RefSeq lists its product as uncharacterized. The coding region runs from base 1 to 963 and encodes 320 amino acids. Lineage: Eukaryota; Fungi; Basidiomycota; Agaricomycetes; Polyporales; Fibroporiaceae. The record is from RefSeq and is a predicted model, not a curated record. The transcript is spliced from 2 exons.